AAAAAACUAGACUGGACUACUUUUUGUACACAAUCCAAUGUUUUCCUCCUUUGAUAAUUCUCUGUGAAAGCGAGUAACCGUGCGAAUAAAGCAAUGUCUUUCUCUAGCGUUCCAUUGCCUUCUUAUUAUUAACAUUAAUGAAAGAUGCUAACCGAAUGCCGGUAACCAAAGACAAUUGAAAUGAACGCAUCCAUGCUUCUUGGUUCGUCCAACCGCGUUGAUGUUACCAUGUUGCCAAUAUGAAAGCAAGACAUCGCGAAGAGCUAAACUUUUAAUGAGAGUUCCAUUUAUUUGUGGAUGCGAUUACAAUAUGAAAGUGUGAAAGAGUGGGCAGACUGUUAAUGUUAGAAGAUCAUUUAUGUGGUAACAUGAAAUAGAAUUUUCUUGCCAUAUAAAAUUUAAUAAAUUUAAUAAACCUUCGGAAGUUGCAUAGGUAUACAUAUACAGCUAGACGUUAGAGAGUAAGGGGAAACCCAGAAUAAUUGAGGAAAAAUAGUGAACGCAAUAAUUGGCGUCUGAUAUCGAUGUACCAUUACUUAUUGUGAAUCCGGAUGAUAAACAUGGAGAAGUAUAAGCAAUUGCGCGAAAGCUUUCUGAAAAUUUCAGAACUUCACAUAGACAAUAUUACAUUAAAUGAAUUAAAAUUGAAGUACAAGUAUUGUAUUAACUCGAACCGUACGAUGGGUUAUAUAAAGGAUCUGGAAUUUCUGAUUAGAGUACUUGAAAAACGUACUAUACUGCGUUAUAACAAUAUCGAACCUCUUAAGUACAUUUCAACGCAAUAUGUAAAAGAUCCUGCUUUGGAUUUGAUUUUGAGCAAAUAUGAUACUGAAAUUAAGACUAUGGAGUAUUCACCAUUUUAUAAAAGUUGCAGUCAACAAAGUGGUAAGAAUCUUUUGUCUAGAACACCAUCUCAAAAUAGUAUCUCACAUACGAAUGCUUCUAAUUAUUAUAUGGAAAACAAUGAAAAUCCUGUAUUAAAACCUUUAUUGUCUAAUCCAUGUUACCACACAAUGCUCAUGAACGAAAAUAUGUCUGUCCAUAUCAAGUUCCAAAGAGCAAUUACGCAUUUAAAAUCGAUCAAUAUACUCUACUACGUUGGUUUACUGUUGAUUAUUAUUAUUAUUAUUAUACUAUUCUUUCUUGUCAUUUAUAUUAAAGAUUCAUCUCCUAUUCCAUCUAUGCAAAUAACAAAUUUCGACAGUGUUAGAUAUAUGCCAAAUAUAACAUAUGUAUCAGUAACAAUGGUAGAAUCAAGAUUACCACAAAGCACAGCAUUACCAACAUAUGACCCUGUGGAAUUGCAAACACAGUAUGAUCCAGUUCCAAUAACAGGAUCUUCCUUUAAUAAGAAAGAACAGAUACAGAGAAAAGUAUUUCUGCGUAUUAGUGAAGAAUUAGGUCGUUUUUGGAGAGAUUUGGCAAGACAUUUGAACAUUAGAGAGUCUGAAAUUGAUGCUAUAGAAAGUCAAACAAAUCUAGAUCUCAAAAACAAAGCUUAUGAGGCACUAAAAAUUUUCGCAUCUCGAAGUGAUGACGACAGUUGGAAAUCUGAUUUGCUCCGCGCGUUAGACAAUUCAAGGCGCAAGGAUAUCAGAGAAAUGGUGGAAAAACAUUUACUGUUUCAAGACAAAUAAUUCUUUAUUAUAGUAAAUAUGAAUAAAUAGAAUGUGAUACAUAAAAUGAGCCAAACAUCUAUAGAUGAACUGAGGUUCAGUCAUCAGCCUUUUGAUAUAAUAGACAAUACAAUUAUUAUCAGUA
This is a messenger RNA of Cephus cinctus (wheat stem sawfly), 1761 nucleotides long. RefSeq names its product fas-associated death domain protein (gene Fadd). The record is from RefSeq and is a predicted model, not a curated record. Gene Ontology annotation, biological process: signal transduction. Lineage: Eukaryota; Metazoa; Arthropoda; Insecta; Hymenoptera; Cephidae. Gene Ontology annotation, molecular function: protein binding. The transcript is spliced from 4 exons. The coding region runs from base 552 to 1637 and encodes 361 amino acids.